This is a messenger RNA of Schistosoma guineensis, 3701 nucleotides long. NCBI's taxonomy places the organism in Eukaryota, Metazoa, Platyhelminthes, Trematoda, Strigeidida, Schistosomatidae. The record is from the annotation of a GenBank genome assembly.
GUUAAGAACGUGCGGGACAUAUGGUUAGGUUGCUACGAUUGGUAUUGCUCCGUCAUGUGAAGAGUUGCAGGUUACUAUUUAGUGUGUCUGCCAUAGUAAUUCAAGUUAGGGUCUACGUUUGUCUUUAUGAAGACAAAUACAAGUUUCAAUAACGACUGCAGCUUUUAUCAUGACCAUAAUAGUAGCUAAACAGUUGUGGUUUGUUCUUCAAGCCGUCGUAAUCCACCUUAGGUAUUGCAAUAGCAAUAUUGCUUCUGCUGGGUAAUUGGACUCAUAAAACUAGUUUUUAGUCACGCGGUCUACUUUCCCAGAAUAGUUUUACUGAAGUUUUUUUACUGAUUGAGGUAAUUACCGCAACUAGCAGUUGGCUGUAUUAACCCAACUAACUGCAUUGGAGUCCUUCCCACAAAUAUAAGACAAUAUGUCAAGCUAAGCUACAAAUACAUUUCUUGUUUCACGAACCUCUGUAUUUACUCGCAGUAUCAAUGAUCUGCUGCUAACGAACAUGGAAACAUAUUACGACUGCAAGUAUUUAAAUCAAAUCGUUCAAAAUCAUCGAGUUAUCAUGUUUGCCAAUCGGCUUCUUAUUGUUACUUAUUCUUUUCUAUAUAUGUUUCCUGGGACCUCAAAAAUUUUACUGAAGUUUGUAGAUUUGGGAUAUAGGUGUCAUGUACGUGGAUAAAUGAACCCUUUUAAUUACAUCAUGUCUGUACAAGAUCCUGAAUGGUUUUUAAAGUCUAUUCUAUCACCUUGAUAAUACCCUUACAAGAUGACCGAAAUGCAAGUGUUCAUGUUUUUGAUACAAUCGUCUUUAGAUACCUCAUAUCUGAGGUGAUUUCGACGUCCUCUUUAACAAGACAAGAGUGAAAGUGAUACAAUGUGAAUAGUCAGCUUAAUAGCCUCACGUUCAUCCUAUUUGUACCUUGUGCUACCCGUAGUCUCUAAUGCGUGUAUUCUAGGUUUCUAAUUUAAAGAUUAGUGACUUUCUUUUCAGCUACCGAUUACAGACUUACUAAUUAUGUGUCUCAAUCGCUAACCAUAGUAAUUUUUUAGUUAGAUUGUAGUUUGCAGACCUCUUGAUGGUGCUAAGAAUAUGUUAGUUACCAGUCCGAUUACAUUUGCGUCACUAACAUAUCUAGAACUAUAUAUACAAUUUUUAUGCUAGAUCUUUAUAUGUACAGUUUGAAUUACCAAGUUAUCUGUUACCCAAGAAAAAUCCAUUACCUUCUUCUUACUGUUUGGUGAUCAACAGUAUGGGAAAUAUAUGUAAUUUUCUCUGUCCUCCAAAUGUUAACAGAUGUUAUUCAACCUCCGCAUUAGAUGCUUCAAUUCAUGAUUCAGACGUAAAACUUUUAUGUGAAAAUGAAGCCGUACCUAUAUCAGUGGAAAACAUUAAUGACAGUGAUGAAUAUGUAACAAGUGUUGUACAUAAAGAAUCAGUUUCAAAGCACAAAGAGAAAUCAAAUAACAGUACUCCUGGUCAGCUCAAGUCUAUAUCUUCUUCGCUGCAAGGUCCGAAAGUAAUAAAAGAGUAUGUAAAAUUUCCUUUUCUUACGGAUGACGAGAUGGGAAAUUGGAUUAUUAAGUCUCGGUUCAUGUUUAUAUUACGCGGACCACCUGGUUCGGGGAAAUCUUUUGUGUCGGAGUGCAUCCGAAUUCGUUUUCCCAUGGCUAAGAUCUUUUCUGCAGAUGAUUUCUUUUAUUUAGAAUCGAACGGCUAUGAGUACCAAUUUGACACCAGUCGAUUGAGUGAAGCUCACGAGUGGUGUCAUAAUAAUGCUUAUAAUGCUGCUUGUUCUGGGUACAGCCCAAUAGUUAUUGACAACACAAACACAAGAAGUUGGGAAACACGUUAUUACACAGAUAUGGCUCGUCGUUUUCACUACUUUGUAAUCAUGGUCAUCCCACAAACACCAUGGCGAUUUGAUGCGGAAACUUUAACUAUGCGUAAUGUACAUUUUGUCAGUUUAGAGACCAUUGAAGCUAAAGUCCGGAAUUUCGAACAUAUCUAUCCAUUGUAUUAUGGUUGGUUUUGGUCGGCACCACCGAGUGAAACAUAUUCAAAACUUGGCAUCUCAGAUACUUCACGAGACACAGUUAGUAGACCAGGUAAACGGCGUAAAAGCUCUAUUCACUCAAACCCAUGCAUGGAAUUGGAUCGGUUGCUUAAAUGGGGAUGGGAUGCUCUUAAUACUAUUAUAGAAUUACCCGGAGUACAUCAUGAAUUAAUAAAUGCUUUCGGUCUGCCCCAAGAUGCAACUGUACAAGAUGUAAUAACUCAUUGGGAAUCCGCUACAAUACCUGACUUCGGGACUGGUUUGAAAACUUGCAACACACCUAGUAUUCCUCAUGUAACAGCUAAAUUUGCCGGAUAUGGUCGAGCCUUCGGUGCAGAACAUUAUGCUCUACGUAGAUCUGUGAAUGAAACUUUACUGGGAAAAUUAUUCACAGUACAAAUUAUCGGCUUAGUGAUCACUCCACGUACAGUAGGUGCUAGGGUUAAACUUCCAAAUGAUGAGGUCAUUCGACAUCUCUGGGCUGCCGACGAUCAAGAAGUUGUAUUCCCAGAUAAUAUUGGUAUAAUGCCUGUGAAUCGUCCAACUGGUUGUCGUGCUCAUGUUACAAUGGCUUUAGCAACUGGUGUAUCCCCAGCAGAAACAGGUCUUGAUUUACUACGUGUUGUAGACAUGGAGUUGAACAAUCGACCAGGCGAUCAUGUAGCAAUUAUUAAAAAUGGUUCUGUUCGUCGACUUAUCAUUCCAAAAUUACAUUGUAAUACUUCACCUGAACGCUGUUUAGUAAAGGUACCAAAUAAAUUAAACUAUCAUCCACGUAAUAAUAAUAACUUUUACGUUAAUGGUAUCUCAUCAGUUCCGCUCUCAGAUUGUGAGACUAUUUAUGUGUACGAUCUUGAUUUUCCUCAUCACUACCGUGUUACUUUUGCUGCUUCUUAUUGAGUUAUCCUUUCAUAAGUUCCCAUUAAGUCAUCAUUAAUUGCCAAUAUCUUCUUGCCUAUCUGCCUUACUUUGAAUGGGUUCAAUUACCUGUAUACAUAUAUAUACGCAUAAUACCAUAAAUUAUUUCAGUCUCCAUUACUUCACUUUUUAGAUUUGUUCAUUUCAUCGGAUUUACAUGUUUUCUCUUUGUUAAUUUGUACAUGGAUAAAUCAAAAUUUAUAGCAAACAUUUUGUCUAGUCUUGUAUCUGUACCGGAUUAUACUAAUUGCUGUAAUUUAUUCAUGCUACUGUAACUAUGACCGUUUCUAAUCUGCUAGUAUUAUUUAGUAGUUGGUUAUGUACUUAUCGUCUUAUAACCAGCCGAAAUCGUUAUCCGAAUGAUUAAUUUCUUGUAACUGUUUAUUUUUUCACACUGCAUUACUUGUGAAAUUCUAUACAAUCACCAAUGAAAACUGGUAUAUAUAUACAAUAUUUGGGUUCAUUGUUUAAUGGUGAAUUUACUAUCGCGAGUUUAUUUUCUUUUCUACCAUGACAUAUGCUAUCUAAGCCUAUAAGAUACAAUACCCGAUGUAAAAAUUAUAUAUUCCCUCUAUUUGUGUUAAGUUUCUUGUAGUAAUUCAUUUUUGCAUUGACUACUAAGUAACAGCGUCCUAAUUCACCGAAGAAAUUGCUUGAAAGGAUAUGGAAAAUUAUCUUAGUUAACAAUAUGAUCCAAAUUGUCAUGAAUAGAACUUGAAUUCUUCU